GUUUCAGCGGGCCAGCUAUCACGAGCCACUCACUCCUGUUUACAGAUUACAAAUAGCCAAAGUCCGGCCCGCCUCCCCCCUGCUUCACCUCUCUGGGGGAUUAGAUACUGCUCCUCGCCUCCUGACCGGGAUUCGUUACAAACAUUUGUGAGUAGUAGUUCUGCGAGUCGGGACUUCCUCGCCUUGUGUAUUUCACCCCUGAGCAUGGUGCUGCAUCUGCAAUCCAACCUCACUUUUUCGCAGGGAGCCAGGCUGAUGUUUUACGCCUUAACUCCCAGCGAAACCACAUUCAGAGAAGUGGACCAAGUACAGGACUAUGUCCAGCAGGCAACACCGUAUUUUGUGGGUCUGAUGAUCAUUGAGCUGGUUGUCACCUGGUUUCAGAAGGGCAAAACUGUAUUUCGAAUAAAUGAUGCACUGACUUCCAUCAGUGCAGGCAUCUUGUCAAGAUUGCCAGAGUUACUGGGCCGAGGCAUUGAGUUGACUGGUUACAUUUACAUCUGGAAGAAUUUUAGGCUGUUUGAACUCCCAUGGGAUUCUGCCUGGACAUGGUGGUUGGCGUUAUUAGGAGUUGACUUUGCUUACUAUUGGCUCCAUCGAAUGUCGCAUGAAGUGAAUAUGUUGUGGGCAGCACACCAAGUUCAUCAUAGCUCUGAGGACUACAAUCUGUCUACAGCCCUCCGGCAGUCCGUAUUACAGAAAUAUUUUUCCUGGGUCUUUAACCUUCCAAUGGCUCUCUUCAUCCCUCCCUCAGUUUUUGCAGUACAUCUUCAAUUUAACUUGUUGUAUCAGUUCUGGAUUCACACAGAGAUAAUUGGUAACCUUGGGCCUCUGGAACUGAUCCUCAACACACCCAGUCACCACAGAGUCCACCAUGGACGGAACCAUUACUGCAUCGACAAGAAUUAUGCUGGAACUCUUAUCAUUUGGGACAGGAUUUUCGGUACCUUUGCGCCAGAGAAUGAGAAAGUGAUCUUUGGCUUGACUCACCCAAUCAACGCAUUUGAACCUCUAUGGGUGCAGUUCCAUCACUUGCUUUACAUUUGGAAGACAUUUUGGGCAACACCUGGCAUAAGCAACAAAAUUUCUGUCCUCUUCAAAGGGCCAGGAUGGCAACCAGGCAAACCCAGACUUGGGUGUCUUGAAGACAUUCCAGCAAUUACUGGAAAUGAAAUUCCACAUCAUCCCCAAAUCCCUGUUUGGCUUCAAUUGUAUGCAGUUCUGCAUUUUAUCCUCAUUCUGGGUAUUUACUUACACAUAUUUGCUAAUAAGCCUGUUCUAUCAGAAUUCACAAUCCUCUUGGGAAUUGGAUAUAUAAUACUCACGUUGAGUUCUAUUGGAUUGAUGAUGGAGAACAGAUCUGAAGUAGCUAUUUUGGAAAUCAUCCGAUGCUGCAUUUUCCUUUUUCUUAAGCUCGGUUCCUUGACUGGCCCUUUAAAGCUGGUGACUAAAGUUGGAUUUUCUCUGUCUUUGGCCUUCUGGGGUUUGCGAGGUGCAAUGAAAAUCUGACAAAUACCAAUGGACACCAGUGUGAGAAUGAACCAGCUCCAAAACAACACUGCAGCACGGUCAGCUGCAACAUGCAAUGUCACUCACAAAGCGCUCAGACAUACUAUUCAAUGUGACAUGACUCUAUACAAACUAAUGGAAAAGAAAUAAUUUUACAAAGUAACAUUUUAUUGGAAAAAAGAUAUGCUUUCUGAUUGUAACAGAGCACAAAAUAGUUUGAUAUCUUAGAAUCAAAAAUCAAUAAGAAUAAUAAUCUGUGAUAGCUUCCAUAAGAAGAUUAAAUAGUUUAUGUUCCAGUAUAUUUUGACUAUAAAUUUUCUUGAACUUAAUUCCAAGUGUACUAAUGUUUACCACAUUUAAACAGAGGUCAUACAAGCUCAGAUUUUUGACUUGCUUAAAAUAAGACAAUGACUGAGAACAAUACAAAUGAACUGCCAAUGUGCAUUCUCUGAGUUUGUUCUUGACACUCUGUACAGAGUUUCUUAAUAGGUUUGCAUAAAAUUAACAAAAUCUGAAAGUAACCUGAAAUGUUAUUUAAUAUAUUUCAACUUAAAAAGAAAAAUCCAUAAUUUUGAAAACUAAUUUUAUGUAAGUAAACAUUUGAUGAACCUCUGUAGCAAGAUGAUUACACUUGUACCUCAGACCCAGAGAUUGAUUUUAGUUCUGCGUGUCUAUCUACGUACUAUUUUUCUAUCCCACUUUACAAAAUACUGUUUUAUUUGUCUUUUCUAGCAAUAAAUAAAUCAGGAAAACCGA
Messenger RNA from Rhincodon typus (whale shark), 2265 nucleotides. It is a transcript of the gene agmo, whose product is annotated as alkylglycerol monooxygenase. The coding region runs from base 205 to 1509 and encodes 434 amino acids. Gene Ontology annotation, molecular function: oxidoreductase activity; iron ion binding. The record is from RefSeq and is a predicted model, not a curated record. Gene Ontology annotation, cellular component: endoplasmic reticulum. The transcript is spliced from 13 exons. Lineage: Eukaryota; Metazoa; Chordata; Chondrichthyes; Orectolobiformes; Rhincodontidae. Gene Ontology annotation, biological process: lipid biosynthetic process.